UUCCACCCACCCAUCGAGCAUGUCUGAAGAACCCCAGGGAGGCAUGAGGCAGCCCUCGUCAGCCUCCCAGCCUCCCCUAGGACAUGAUCUCAUACCUGAGAGAUUCACAUACAUUCCAGGGCAAGAGGAAAGCCUCUUAUACCACCAACCCAACAUUCAUCCUCAGCACCACCACCAAUCCACUGUCUCACCCUUCCUCACAGAGGGGGUCUCAAGGCUACCUGGUCCACUUCCUCCUCCACCAGUAAACUUCCAUAACCUUUCUAUACCUCCACCUCAUUACCAUGGUCAUCCACCACCAAUGUUCUCCAGGCCCCCUCCUCCAAUGCCUCCCAAGUUCUCCCAGCCACCCCCAGCUAUGCCUCACAAAGAAAAUAUUCCUUAUGAAGCUGCUCUCCAGGCCCCACCCAUGACAGCUCCUGUGAAAUCAAGUCAGAAUUGGCACCAGCACAACCCUUUGCCCAUCCCCCUGUGCCCCCAAGUCCCUGGCCCUAGCCCCAACACCAGCAAUUACAGUAAGGGCACAGGCAACAUAGGGCAGGAGGAGGAGGUGGAGGACCUAAAGUGGCUGAAGGGAUUUGAGAAGAAAGUCAUGUCCUGCCUGCCACCACCUCCCUCACCACUCACAGAGUCCACCACCACCAGGAUGGAUGUCAAGCUGGCAGAGGUUCAAAGACUGGUGCAGGAAUCCCACUCACUGGUGGAACAGUUGAGUGGCCUUGAGAAGGAGCUAUCUCUUGUUAGCAACACAGCAGAUGAAGACGAGUGGGAGAGACUCGUGAAGCAGGCAGAAGCAGUCAAGGUGAAGCUUAAUCAAACUCUGAAGAACUUUCAAGAUCAAAAGUUUGUUGAGCGCACAAAGACUUUACUGAAGCAGCGAAAGGCGAAGAGGAACAGAGUCAAGCAGAGGAAGAAAGAAAAGAAACUGGAGAAGGAGCACAAGAGGAGGGAGAGGGAAGAAAAAGAGGCCAAAAUAGAUGCUUGGAGGGCAAAGCUUCAGAGAGAAGAGGUGUCUAAGCGGCAGGAAGAGGCAGUGAAACGAGAAGCUGACAGCAUCUUGGGUGAGGUGCGGCAGAAGCAGAAUGAAGCCCAGAGAAUGCUGCAGCUGGUGGAAGCACUGACUGUAUUAAGACAGACUCGGGCCACUAAGGCAGCUGCUCAGGGCCAGCCCAAAGACACGCAGGCAGAGGAACGCUUCACCACCACCACUGGACUGAUUACUGAAGCUGUAAAGAAGCAGCAGAAGGAAUACAAGUUGGAGGAGCAAACCCUCCGUGUGAUGAUGGAGGAGAACGCCUCGCACCGUUCUGCUGCUCUCUCAGUGAAGGGAGAUGCUGCCUUUGCUCGUUUUCAAGAAUCUGUUAGGAAGUUGCUGUUUGGCCCAGCAACCACCCAUGAGGAUGCUGACCUCUCAAAAGAGAUGCUUAUCCAGAGGAGGCAAGAAUGGGACCAGUUUGUGGUUGAUGGGGACUCCCUGUUGGCCUCUGCUGUACCUCUUUCAUGGUUGUUGCCUCCUGCCCAGCCUAACUUGCAAUGGGCAGCCUUCCUGAAGAGGUGAUGGAUGGUUCCUGUAGGAUCAGCCUCAGGGUGAUGCCAGCAGUCCUGUUGAAGAGCUGUGUUGUAGUGGUGGAAGUUAGAUGCAAACACUUUUGAAAGGACAGUGCACACUAAGAGCAGGCACAAGACGGAAAGGGUGAGAAUCACACAUUGACAGUCUAUUAUUGUGUAGCACUGUUGAACAGAAAAGUUAGGCAUUCACUUAUAUUGGCUGCUGUGUAAUAUCAUUCCUGGCUUAUGCUCCAAGGUGCUCCUCGACACAAAUCGCCAAAUUUCAGGAUGGUGGAUGAUCACCUGGACAGCACGUGGAUAGUCUUUGGCUACUCAGGAUGAAAAUUGUCAGCUUGUAAUGAGAGGACUUGAACCCACAACCACUAUCAUGAGUGUUGACCACUCAGCACUGCUUCCACAUACUGCUGUUAGAAAGAACUAAUAUCAUACCUUUGCACAUACUUAUCCAGCUGUACCACACAACAACAAAUUGAUAUGAAAACAUGAGCUAAGGAAUGGAAAACUAUAAUUAUACAAAAUGACAAAAUUUGAUUCUGACAAGUAAAUUUUAGUACCUCCACUUUGAACAUAGUAUUUUUUACCUGAUAUCAGUACUGCUUGGAAUAGUAUGCUGCACAGUAAUUUAUAAACAUACCGUCAAUGCACUAUGAUACAACAUAGUAAAAUAUAUGUAGGUAGAGGCCAGAAUGUUUAGGUUUUUGUACAGUGUCACUCAUGUACUUCACAUCAUAACUCAUUAUAUAAUUAAUGAGCCCUUAUUUAGAUAAGCUAUUACUAUAAACACUUAAAAUAAAGAACAGAUUAAUUCAUAA
This is a messenger RNA of Eriocheir sinensis (Chinese mitten crab), 2381 nucleotides long. RefSeq names its product programmed cell death protein 7-like. The transcript is spliced from 7 exons. The coding region runs from base 20 to 1558 and encodes 512 amino acids. NCBI's taxonomy places the organism in Eukaryota, Metazoa, Arthropoda, Malacostraca, Decapoda, Varunidae. The record is from RefSeq and is a predicted model, not a curated record.